Messenger RNA from Arvicola amphibius (Eurasian water vole), 5914 nucleotides. RefSeq names its product TLC domain containing 2 (gene Tlcd2). Gene Ontology annotation, biological process: phospholipid homeostasis; membrane assembly; regulation of membrane lipid distribution. Gene Ontology annotation, cellular component: plasma membrane. The record is from RefSeq and is a predicted model, not a curated record. The transcript has 5 exons. The coding region runs from base 4410 to 5189 and encodes 259 amino acids. Lineage: Eukaryota; Metazoa; Chordata; Mammalia; Rodentia; Cricetidae.
AUGACUUCGUAGCUCGUGCGUCACCACGCCGCCAGCUGAUCGGAGACUGGAGCCGGUGUGUGCUGGGCGCUGGGAAGAGACAGAGCGGUCGGCCGUGCGGAGAGGACGCAGUGAUUUUGCUCCCCUAUCCUCAGCAACCCCCACACCCAGCAUCAGGACCCUGUGCUUCCCGCACCCUCACCUGGCUGAGCCGCAGUAGUUCUUCAGUGGCAAGCUUUAUGUCCUGACCCAGCUAAAGCUGCCAGUUGAAGAACUGUUGCCCUCUGCCCCUGGCUUCGAGGAGGAAGAGGAGGAGUGGCUUCUUUGCCUAUCAUCUGGAAGGUGACAGAACUGGGGUUGGGAAGGGCUCACAGCUGGGGUUAUGGUUUUAGAGAAGGGAAACUCUGGUGCUCUGGGGAGCCCUUACCCACACUGGCCCAGCAAAAGGUUCAGGUUAAAGUCCCUGACUAAAUCGGGGACUAGGUGGCUCCACCUCCCCAUGUUACUUGAUCUUUGUGUCAAUGGGAAGAAACAGAAGGAAAGUCUGUCUACCUGUCUAACAAGACUUCCUCAUAGGCCUGCCUUUCUUAUCUCUCCCCACCCCCCAACUUUCCCUUCACACAAGCUCCAAAAGGAAAUGUACUCACGGGAAAGGUGACGACAAAAUUCUGAUCUAAAUAGUCAUCUGUGCAUUUACUUUUCUCUGUAUUUUUUAGAUUGGUCCAGAUUUUGGUUUUGGGGGUACUUACCUCUAUGGGAGUCUUACACCUGUCUCUUUCUCCUCCUGUGCAAUGGGGAAUCCCAUAGAUGAGUAGGCGGGAGGGCAUCAGAAGUCCACCUGUGCUGACUCAGAGCCGAGGCUCCUCUCUUCCUGUGGGUGGAAUCCAAACAGCUCCUCAUCCUAACUGUUGUUCCUCCUCCACGCCCUGACUAACCCAGCUCCCGGGAUUGGGGUGGAGGGAAAGGUUAGAGUUAAGACCAAUGCAAGGAGCUAGUGGGAGGCUGGACCUAUGCUGGCUGCUCGUCAUACAAGGGUGACCCAAGGUUUCCCCUCCACUCAAAGACAGACCACAGCUCCUGAUUGGGUCCUAGCAACUGCUGCCAUUUAUUUCCUGCCUUUGCUUUCCAGGAUAGAGAGACUCAGCUCAGAGCUGUGCAGGGAAGGAACUGUCCCCUGCAGCCAUCAGGGGAAGCAGGUUCGAUGACAGGAGUCCCUUCUGCUGCCACUAGCCCUGAUGCAUUCUCAUGCUUGGGCUUGGGCUCUGAUUGUGGUUCACCUUUGGCCUAGUCUCCCUAGCAGAAGAUGGGUUCAGGGACUACAGGAAGCCGUUUGUUCUGUUUGGCAGGAGGAGGAGUUCUAGCCCAGUCUCCAGUUAUGAGAAACUGAAAGUCAUAGGGGAGACUAGAUCACACAACCCAACCCUGCUGCAGCCUGAGAUGAGGGGUAGGACGGGUGAGGGACCGCAGCAGAGGGGGUGGGGAGGCCAAGUCUGUUCCUGCCCUGCAACAAAGCCUGCUCUGUCCCUCGACAUGGCUUUCUCCCCCCUCACUUCACUGGCCACAGUGUGUCCUCCAGCACUGGCUUCAUGGCUCUGCUAUCUUCAUCCAACAUGGAGCCUCAGAGGUGAGGAAGGGCAGCUUGGAAACAGAGGCAGGCAGAAGACCAGUGAACCGGACAUUGGUCAGAGGGGCACAUAGAAGCCUGGAGAACACCAGGGAAGAGAACAGCCAACCUCAGUGAAAGACAAGCUUACCGCCAUCUCCUCUCCAGACCUACCUCCCUUGGAGAUGAAGAGCCAUAAUAGAGCCGUAAUAAAGUAUGGUCCCAGCUCUUCUCUAUACUGCAGUUUCUGUAUGAGCCACCUCUGAAAGGAAAUACACAGUAAAUUCAAAGAGGGAUUCAAAUGUGUAGCACUAUGAAAAAACGUAUUUUGGGCUGAGGCUGUAGCUCAGUUGGUAGAAUGCUUGCUUAGCAUGCCUAAAGCCUUGGUUCUGUCUUCUGCGUUGUCUAAAACUGGGCGUGGUGGCACAGGCCUAUAAUCCCAGUCACUGGGAUCCUACAUUCAAGGCCAGACUCUGCUACACAAAGAGUUCUGAGCCAGCCUGGAUUACCUGAAACUCUGUCUCAAAAAAAAAAAAAAACCAACAAACAAACAAACAAAAGGUCUUUGUUAGUAAUUAAAAGAAGGCAGAGCCAGCUGAACGCACUUUUUCCUGAUCAUGGUAGACAAAUGAAAGCCAGAAGAAACUCCUGUGCAUUGUGGGUAGCGGUAUCAAACACUGGAAGAGAUGUCUUUUGGCCUUGUAAUUUUGUGCUUAAGAACUGUAUCUUAAAAUCAGGACUUGGUUAUAAAAUGUUCAUCUAAGGGUUGCAGUAGAGAAAAAAUAGAAAGCUACUGCUUAUUUGGAAAUCCAUUCCUUUUCUGCUGUAAUGAAAAUUUGCAGGGGGGGAUUGCUUAAGUGAGUUAUAUUCAUCCCGAUGGUAGAGUAAUGCAUGGCCAUCCAAAGUCAUGUAGAAGAAAAAUUGACUGGAAAGAAAAAUGCUCUUUGAAUAUUAAAAAAAUUAUUAAAAGUGUGAGUUUUGUGACCUUAAUUUUGUUUUUAAACAAUCUGUUUUUAAAAUAUGAGUGCAUACUUGUAAUACAUAGAUUAAGAAGAGACUGAAAGUAGACCCAAAACGUUAAGAGUGGUUAUUUUCGGAUGGUGGGAUAGAGCAAUUGUGAAUUUCCCCCUUGUUUUUUCUCAUUCUAUGUUUUCUAUACUAAUUGUAUAUUGCUUUUGUAUGUUAAAUAAAUUGCAAAAGAUAAAUGUAAGUUUUAAGUUUUUACUCUUUUAUGUGUAUGAGUGUUUAGCCGGCAUGCAUGUAUGUGCACCCUUCUCAUGCCUGGUGCUUCCAGGAGCCAUGAGAGGGCUUAGAAACUCUUGGACCUGGAGUUAGGCUGCUGUGAGCUACCACGUGGGUGGUGGGACUCAAACAUAGGUCCUCUACAAGAGCAGCCAGUGCUGAGCCACAAAUCUCUUCACCCCCUCUAUGUAAUGUUUAAAAGAUUUACAUUAUGUGCCUAUGUGGGGGUAUGGGCACCUGAGUGUGGGUGUCUGCAGAGCCAGAAGAGGGCGUGACAUCUCCAGAGCUGGAGUUACAUGCUGUUUUGAGCCCUCUGAUAUGGAUGCUGGGAAUUGAACACCGGUCCUCUAGAAGAGCCACAAAUGUUCCCGGCCACUAGAGCCCUCUCUCCAAGUCCUCGAUGUAAUUUUUUUAAAAUUUUGGAGAAUUGGGUGUAGGAGGAUGGGUUGUAUCUAGUGCCCUAAUGAAAAUGUUUGCUUGGGGUACCUACUGUUUCUUGAACGUGUGUGGGGGUGGGGCGGGUGCUGGGAAUCACACCCAGGGCCUUCCCUGUACAAGCUAGGCAGGUGCCCCUGCCAUACUGAAGUCAGCCCUGUGAGCUUCAUUCUUUAGUUCUUUGAAUCCACCCACUCGCUCUGUAUACAGGAAGAGUUCCUCCGACUUCUGGCUGUCAGCCAGCUAAGGAGGUGUGGCUGAGAGUAAGAAAGAAGGAAAAUGUUCCAAACCAGUCACUCUUCAGGGAAUUCAGGGUUGGAGAGAAUGUUCCUCUUAAGGCCAAACGUCUAGGGUUGCUACCGCGGGUGUUGAUCUCUUUUGAGUUGGCCUUUUUCUUGAGGCUUGGGGAGGGGAGGAGAAUAGUAUGUGGUAGGGAUUUCCUGUGUCUCCCCUGCCUAGUAAAGAUCCCCAGCGUCUGGGGGCAGAAACUCGGGAAGGGAUCCUCCCAAUGGACUGCUCCAAAACGGGACACCCCCGUUUGGGGAGUACUAUGUAAGGGAAUUACAGAUGGGCAGAGGGCACCUCUGCCUAAUUGGCCAUGCUCUCAGGUAAAGGUGAGGUGGUGCAAGGUUUGGCCCUUGGGGCUUGGGUGCGCUGCCCGUCUACCUUUACGACUGGAUAAGGAUGACCAGUAGGUGAGAGAAGAGGAAACCAGAGCAGGUGAAAGUUAGUGGGCGGAGCCCCAUACCUGUCAGGUAAGGCUAGAUAAAUUGCUUUCUGGAACUCUGAGGGGUUUGGAGACUCGUGGCGUUGGAAAAGAUUUCUAGUGUUGUGCAGGAAAGCCUCUGAGCUCGGUUGCCAAACUUGAUGCCUGGGAGCCCCCAAACCGCAAUCCCCCAAGCAGGGGCAGGACGCCACCGCUUCUAUGGCUCCACGGGUGGUGGCCCCACAGCUGCACCAAUCACUUGCCCAGCCGAGGGAUAGGGGCGUGGACAAGCUAGGAAAAGUUACAACAGGUUGGAAAGGCAAGACAGGCGAGGAAGCCCCCGGCAACAGCCAGAUCCCGACUCCGCCAGGGGCCCUUCGAGGUCCCGGACACCAGGCACGGGGAUCAAAGACACAAACUGAAGCCUAGCUGAUCUGCCAGACCAUGGCAUCCUGGGAACUCCUUGUGGUUGGUGCCUCCUUCGCGGCAUUUCGGGGGCUGCACUGGGGACUGCAGCUACUGCCCACCCCGGAAACUGCUCGAGACCUUUGGAUGUGGCGGAACAUUUUCGUUUCGCUGAUGCACAGCCUUCUAUCUGGAGCAGGGGCGCUGGUCGGGCUAUGGCUGUAUCCUCAGAUGGUCAUUGACCCGAUUCAUGGCCACCCAUCUUGGGCAGUGGUCCUAGUAGCAGUGUCAGUAGGUUAUUUCCUGGCGGAUGGAGCUGACAUGCUGUGGAACCAGAACUUGGCCCAGGCCUGGGACCUUCUCUGUCACCAUUUGGUGGUAGUGAGUUGCCUCAGCACUGCGGUUCUGUCUGGCCACUUUGUGGGCUUCGCUGUGGUGUCUCUACUUCUGGAGCUGAACUCCAUCUGUUUGCAUGUGCGGAAACUUCUGCUACUUUCCCAUAAGGCCUCAUCCUUGGCCUUCAGAGUAAUCAGCUGGGCCACCCUGACCACGCUGGCCCUCUUCCGCCUUCUACCUCUAGGAUGGAUGAGUCUGUGGUUGUUUCGGCAGCGCCACCGGGUGUCUCUUGCUCUGGUCAUCCUUGGUGCAACUGGGCUGGUCAUUGUGGGAUCCAUGAGCAUCUCACUGGGUAUCCGCAUUCUGAUCAGGGAUGUCUUGCAGUCUCGACACCACCCAUUUAUCUCUGUGCACAAGGAGACUAAGACAUAUGACGGAGAGACAGUCGCCAGGAACAAUUCCACUCUCAGUCUGAAAAACUAGAGAAGUGGAGGUUUCCUCUUCAGUCAGCCCUGAGACUGGGGCCAGGAAGAGGAGAUGGUAGCCUUUGCUGCACAGUCCGCUGUGUAGCAAGGCCCAGACUGUAUUAGCAGUAUCUCAAGACCUUUUCCAGAUGACUCACUUCUCUCCCCUUCCCAAGACCCAAGAAGGUUUCAUGGAAACCUAAAUUACUGCUCACUGAAUUCCUUUGCUCCAGCGUAAGGACAGACCAUGGGAUAGGAGGUUCUUCUGGAAUCAGAAAGACCUGGCAUGGAGGGCCAUUUAUGAUCAAAUUCUGACUUCAUUUAUGAUCAAAUUCUGACAGUGAGAUAAGAGCACAAGAAACAUUAUCUGCUGCCAGGAAGGAUGCACGUGGCAGAUGCCAGCAACAGACAGAAGCUAGGCCAAUGUAAUUGUUGCUGAUACCUUCGAUCUUCUAGGUCAGACUGCAAGAACUGGGAUUGUACUCAGCCCUACCCUACUGCAAACAGCCUUUCUAAUACUUGUGUACCUUCUGACCUAAAGAAAUAUAAUUCUUAUAUGAACAUGGUCUGUCUCCUAAGGCAGCACAGAAGCCAGCAGCCACAGAAAAGACUCAAGUGCCCAGUGUGAUCACCUAGCACUAAACUUUUCAAGGCGCUGAGCCGCCUUGAGCACUGAGACAGAAGCACAGGAGAGGAGAGGAGCCCCCUCCUCCCUCCAGAGGGGGCAGGAUAGCCGACUGACCC